Molecule: messenger RNA, 1465 nt
Organism: Prosopis cineraria
Lineage: Eukaryota; Viridiplantae; Streptophyta; Magnoliopsida; Fabales; Fabaceae
Product: kinesin-like protein KIN-14C
Exons: 11
Coding region: 114-1325 (403 amino acids)
Biological process (GO): microtubule-based movement
Molecular function (GO): microtubule binding; ATP binding; microtubule motor activity
Source: RefSeq, a predicted model, not a curated record
UUAGGUAUGAUCGUGAUAGACAAUUGGAUGAACUUGAGAAAACAUGUUCUUCUCAGAAAGAGCAAAUAAAUACAUUACAGCAAUGUCUAGCUGAUGAAAAGGAGAAAUCAAAGAUGGCCAACUUAUCUGCUUCAGAAACAAAAACAAAUCUUGAGGCGCAGAAAAAAUUUAUAAAGGAACUAGAAUUCCAAGUGAUUGAGGGAGAGAAAUUGAGGAAAAAUUUACACAACAGUAUCCUUGAGCUCAAAGGGAACAUUCGUGUGUUUUGCCGAGUUCGACCUUUGCUACAAGAAGAUGGUUUUGGAACAGAAAUGGUUGUUUCUUAUCCAACAUCAAUGGAAGCUCCUGGACGUCGCAUUGAAUUGGUCCAAAGUGGGCAAACAUAUCAUUUUACAUUUGAUAAGGUCUUCAAUCAUGAGGCUUCUCAACAAGACGUUUUCAUUGAAAUAUCACAAUUGGUACAAAGUGUGCUUGAUGGGUACAAGGUAUGCAUAUUUGCAUAUGGCCAGACAGGUUCUGGCAAAACUUAUACAAUGAUGGGUGAGCAUGAUACCCCAGAUUUGAAAGGAUUGAUCCCACGUUCUUUAGAACAGAUCUUCCAAGCUACUCAAGCCCUCAAAGAUCAAGGAUGGAAGUACAAAAUGCAGGCUUCGAUACUAGAAAUUUAUAAUGAGACCAUUCGAGAUUUGUUGUCAUCAAAUCGUCCAAGUGGGAUUGAUCAAACACGAAAGGAAAAUGGUGCUCAUGGGAAGCAACAAUACACUAUUAAACAUGAUGCCAAUGGAAAUACACAUGUUUCUGACCUCACUAUUAUAGAUGUUUCUAGUGUAAAUGAGAUUUCAUCUCUCCUUCAACAUGCUGCACAAUGCAGGUCGGUAGGAAGGACUCAGAUGAAUGAACAGUCAUCAAGAAGCCAUUUUGUCUUUACUUUGCGGAUAUUUGGGAUCAAUGAGAAUACAGAACAACAAGUGCAAAGUGUCUUAAAUUUGAUUGAUUUGGCUGGAAGUGAAAGACUAUCAAGGAGUGAGGCAACAGGGGACCGACUUAAGGAAACACAGGCUAUCAUCAAAAGCUUAUCGUCUUUGAGUGAUGUCAUAUCUGCUUUGGCCAAGAAAGAAGAGCAUAUUCCUUUCAGGAAUUCAAAAUUGACCUACCUUCUCCAGCCAUGUCUAGGAGGAGAUUCAAAAACAUUGAUGUUUGUGAAUGUGUCACCUGAUGCUUCUUCUGCUGGAGAGUCACUUUGCUCUCUUCGUUUUGCUUCCAAAGUCAAUGCUUGUGAUAUUGGCAUUCCAAGGCGUCACACAUCCUCCAAGUCAUCUUUUUGAUUCUCGGAUGAGCUAUGGCUGAAGAAUUAAUUAAUGAGUAUGAAUAAACAUUAAAAGAAUAAAAAAAAAAGAUUCAUACUUGUGAAUCCCAUGUCUUUUUUGUAUGUUUUAUAUUUUACCUUAAUUUGAUAAAGUGAUGA